CUUAAAUGUCAUAAGUUAAAUAUUUUGCGGCAUCUGGUUAUGGGUAUACACGUGAUUAACAAAAUGCUUAUUAAUGAAUUGAAAAAAGAUAAUGUAUAGAAAAUCUAAUGAUUAGAUUAAGGUUUUUUGGCGUAUAAAAUUGGAAGUUUAUUCUUCAGUUCAUAUGAUUAUAUGUUACCGUGUUGCUGUCAUGAGUUAAAAUCCUUUUGCAUUUAUACAAAAAUUUCCAAUUGAUUCAUUGCAGAGAGAAGUUUUCUUACAGCAAGCAUCAAGUAUUCAUGGACACAAGAAAUGAAGCUGCUGUCAGUGUUUCUCAGUUGUGAAACUGAAGAAAAAUUCUUUCAAAGAAAAAGAUGCUUCUGAAUAAAUUAACUAUUGUUUGACGAAAAUUCAGUUUUUUUAAAGGGGAAAAAACGCUUAAGAAAAUGCCUGGCAUUGUUAUGUUCAAAAGACGGUGGCGAAUUGGCAGUGAUGAUUUUGUUUUCCCUGCAUUAGCUGAAUUGGGAAUGAGAUUAAUAUGGUUCACUGUGGUUCUUGUUAUCUUUAUAAAGCACAGAGUCCAUCUAAGAUGCAAAGGUGGAGAAAAACUUCUUCAGACAUACCUGACAUUCUCCCUUGUGGGUUUGGCUGUAAUUAUACUUCUAGAUUCUCUGAUUGCUUGGAUUAGCUCUAGAGGGACCAUUUCUCAGACUCGACCAAGAAGACAUCUUCCUAAAAUUUUAUAUCUUCGAUUACUGGUUAUGAUAAUGGAAGCUGUAUGGAAUGGUUUAGGUACUAAAUGGGCUUUUACAGUACAGGAUCAUCUGUGUGAACCACAGAGAGUGGUUUUGCUCGUCCAGAUCAUAGCAAUUUGUAGUUGGUCCUUGCUUGGAGUUAUGAUUUUUGGUAUGUUAUUAGUUUUUGAUCCUAUUAACAACUACAGAAACAAUGGGUCUGGUCACAGAGUUGCAGAUGUAGAGAGAGGAGAACCACAGCCUCUCUACAUUAAUUUAAAUUCUGCUGGUGUUGAAAAGGCUAAAAAAGUAUGGGAGUGGCAAAUUCGUCUAUUUUGUUGCUGUUGUGGAAAUAGGGAUGAACAAAGCAAGAGUGCCUAUUCAACUAUUUCAAAAUUAUUUACUUAUCAUUUUGAGGAUGUAGAUCUUGUGCCAUCGGAUAUUGCAGCUGGUUUAAUACUUUUACAACAAAAACAAGCAAUGGAAAAUACAAAUAGAGUUUCUACCUCACAGCAUUCUGAAAAUUUUUCAGUGCAGUCACCAGAUUCCUUAACCAGCACUGGGGCUGUUCAGGGAAGUAUUAUAUCCAGUCCUGGUGUCUUCACUCCACCCACUAAUCAGUUUUGGAUGACUCCAGAAAUGGCUCUGCGUUUUAUGAAGUUUGCUCAAGGCAGCUAUGGGUGGCCAAUGUUCCUGUAUUCUAACUGUUUUACUGGCAUGUGCCAAAUUUGGAAAGAUAUUAGAUGCUGUGCUUGUUGCUGUAAACCUCCAAGCUACAUAAUUGAUGACAAUUGUUGCCAGUGCCACACAGCAGCUUUGAAGUAUGUAACAGAUUUAAGCGAUGAAGAUUUGAUUUUCGUGUCCUUCCAUAACAGAGUAUAUGAAAUUCCUUUUUAUGUUGCUGUAGACCACCAAACAUGUUCUGUGGUUGUCUCUAUUCGAGGUACUCUUUCAUUGUCUGAUACUCUGACUGAUCUUACUGCAGAAUGUGAUCGUUUAUUUACUGAUGGCUGUCCUCAAGGUGUUUUCUGUCAUCGAGGUAUGCUGCGAGCAGCAUAUUUUGUCAAAAAUAAGCUUGAGGAGAGUCAUGCUCUGAGUGAUGCUUUUGCACUUCAUCAGAGUUACUCCCUGGCUAUAACAGGCCAUAGUCUUGGGGCCGGGACAGCUGCACUUUUAGCCCUAUUGCUACGACCUAUUUAUCCAAAUCUUCGAUGUUUUGCAUUCAGUCCACCGGGUGGACUGUUAAGCCUGGAAGCUGUGAAAUACUCAGAAGAUUUUGUCAUGUCUGUAACUUUAGGUGAUGAUUUAGUGCCAAGAUUAAGUGUGCCAACAGUAGAAGAUAUGAAGAAAAAGCUACUUAACUGUAUUGUAGAUUGUGAACAACCAAAGAUUAGGGGUCUUCAACCUGUGUUGUAAAGAGAGAAGUAGAGGGCGCUGCUUGGCAG
Molecule: messenger RNA, 2158 nt
Organism: Stegodyphus dumicola
Lineage: Eukaryota; Metazoa; Arthropoda; Arachnida; Araneae; Eresidae
Product: diacylglycerol lipase-beta-like
Biological process (GO): neurogenesis; arachidonate metabolic process; diacylglycerol catabolic process
Cellular component (GO): plasma membrane; cytoplasm
Molecular function (GO): triacylglycerol lipase activity
Source: RefSeq, a predicted model, not a curated record